AUGGCACCUUCCCACAAGUCAGACGAAAGAGUGUACGACUCCGAAAGUGGGAGUGACUACGAGGAUGUGGCCUUUGAGGCGCCCAAGGGAUUCAAAAAAGUGCCCCUCAAAGCGCCAGACUCGCUAGGCGACAAGGAAAUCUGGCUUCUCAAGACGCCCAAAGGGUUCCCUCUUGAUAAAUUGAAGACGUUGCCUGUUUCGUUCACGUCUAGAAAAGUCAAAAACGACGGUGUGAAGCCCGUGCUGGUGGACAAGACAAAGUACCAGGUGAACGAGGAGCACUUUUCAUCCGACAAUGCCAAAUACGCUAUCGUCAACAAGGAGUUGAGAGGCAAGCACAUUGACAGAUACUACACGAUAAGAGAGGUUGUUGACAUUCCCAAGAUCGAUUUUGAGGCCGUCACCGUGCCACGUGUGGAUGUGGAGAAAGCUGAGGGUUUGAAGAUGAGGCACUUUGCUACGGGCUACGGAGCCAAGGACUUCGAGGAGGCCCAGCCCAUUGCCGAGCUGAGGCUAGAUGAAGACGGCCGUGUGAUCAAGAAGGCCAGGGUUGCAGAGAAGAAGGAAGAGAAGAAGGAGGAUAAGAAGGACAAGAAGGAGAAGAAGGAGAAGAAAGACAAGAAGGAGAAGAAGGACAAGAAGGACAAGAAAGAGAAGAAGAAGAAGGCUCAGGAAUAG
Molecule: messenger RNA, 678 nt
Organism: Candidozyma pseudohaemuli
Lineage: Eukaryota; Fungi; Ascomycota; Pichiomycetes; Serinales; Metschnikowiaceae
Gene: RPA34
Product: DNA-directed RNA polymerase I subunit
Exons: 1
Coding region: 1-678 (225 amino acids)
Biological process (GO): transcription by RNA polymerase I
Source: RefSeq, a predicted model, not a curated record